GAAUCCGAUGAGGCUUGCUGCAGAAGAUGGCCGUAUGUCGAGGAUGUGCAGAUCGAGUCAGAUGCGGGCAUUUUGGCCGGCAGUGACGAGGAACUGGGCAUGCCGGUUAUGGCAGCCAACCCUCACCUCAUGACCAGGCGCGGAGGCGUGUCUGCAGAGCCCGCAGGCGCUAACAAUGUGC
Molecule: messenger RNA, 181 nt
Organism: Symbiodinium pilosum
Lineage: Eukaryota; Dinophyceae; Suessiales; Symbiodiniaceae
Source: the annotation of a GenBank genome assembly